AUGACCAUUUCGCCAUGUUUCAAGCAUUCGUCUUCUAACUCGAAGCGUGCAACGUACUCUGUAGAAGUCUCUUCCAUUCCCGUGCAAAAAAUGGAAUCCUCCAAAAUUCAAAGUGAACUUCAGGGAGCUGCUGGCCCGAUCCGGAAACGGGACGUGGAUAGACGGAUGCGGAACAACGCAAGGUCAAUGAAGCCGACAGAAGCCAGCCCGUCCGAGGAGGAUAAUAUCGAGCUGUGUUCCGAAAGCUCCUCCGGGUUUUUCGACGCAUUCGACCCUCAAUACCCGCCGAUCACCAAAAAAAUGAACCAGGCUAUUGAAAACGCUCUCAAAUGUCCUGCAAACCACGUUUUGACCCACUUCGCGGGGCAGCCCUUGACCCGUUCGGAUCUCGAAACUCUGGUGGGAGACAAUUGGCUAAACGAUACGAUCGUGAACGCCUACCUGAAUCUGCUCGUGAUCCAGAGCAAAGAAAUCCCAUUCUCCCCGAAAAUCUACACGUUCAGCACGUUCUUUCUGGAACGCUACUUCGUCAUGGGCUACAAUGCUGUCCGUGAAUGGACCCGAGACGAAGACAUUUUCGCACACGACAUCUUACUCGUGCCAGUGCACGUCGGAGCGCAUUUGUGCUUGGUAGUCGUGGAUCAGAGGAAGAAAACAAUCACUUUCAUGGAUCCAAAUGGGGGCAAAAACGAACCGCUUCUGGUAGUCGUCCUGGCAUACCUCACCGAUGAAUUCCGCGUCAAGAAAAACUCACAAGUGUGUUUCUCCGACUGGCAAAUGGAAACCGAACAUGAUCUCCCGAAACAAGUGAAUCCCUCCGAUUGCGGGGUGUUUGUCCUGAAAUACGCGGAAUUAGCAACACGUAGUUGUAUCGGAGGCUUCAGCCACGGAGAUGUUCCUUACAUCAGGAGGAAGAUGAUGCACGACUUGAUAGAAACGCGUAUCCCACCUGGACUUAUGGAGGUUCUGGACAGAUUCGCCUCCGGAAUAUCGCCUGACUACGUCCCGAGAGCUCGGCCUCUCGCAACCGAAAUUCAGGCGACCAUGCGUUCCGUCUUCAACUUCCAAUUCAGUCCGCACAAAACUCCAAUCCAAAAUCCUACGAAAUUCAGAAAACUUCUACAGGAGGUCACUGAGGUCGGUGGCCUUCUCGACGACACCGUAAUAACCUCUCGUCUCCUGGAGGCUUCGCCUGACACCUGGGCUAACUUCAUCCAGUCCUGGGAACUCAGCCUAGUGAACGGCAAACGAUCCUCAAUCUUUAUGCAGCCAUCGAAAACGAAGAAAGCCGCCCCUAGUGAACGGCAAACGAUCCUCAAUCUUUAUGGAGCCAUCGAAAACGAAGAAACCCGCCUCAAAUGCCGUUCUAGAAACCAACAAUAG
Galendromus occidentalis (western predatory mite) is the source of this 1383-nucleotide messenger RNA. RefSeq names its product sentrin-specific protease 5-like. The coding region runs from base 1 to 1383 and encodes 460 amino acids. NCBI's taxonomy places the organism in Eukaryota, Metazoa, Arthropoda, Arachnida, Mesostigmata, Phytoseiidae. The record is from RefSeq and is a predicted model, not a curated record. The transcript is spliced from 2 exons.